This is a messenger RNA of Cryptomeria japonica (Japanese cedar), 1040 nucleotides long. Its product is annotated as actin-depolymerizing factor 7. Gene Ontology annotation, cellular component: actin cytoskeleton; cytoplasm. Gene Ontology annotation, biological process: actin filament depolymerization. The record is from RefSeq and is a predicted model, not a curated record. NCBI's taxonomy places the organism in Eukaryota, Viridiplantae, Streptophyta, Pinopsida, Cupressales, Cupressaceae. Bases 257 to 676 code for a protein of 139 amino acids. The transcript is spliced from 3 exons. Gene Ontology annotation, molecular function: actin filament binding.
GCGUAACGUGUGGAUGUAUCUUCUCUCAUGCUGAUUUUUUAGAGCGGUUGGUGUCUUAAAUUGGAGUGAAACCCUCAUAUCGGGAGAUGUGUUUGUGAGUGUCCCUUCACGUCUGCUUGGCUACAAAGAAGAAAGAAAGAAGGUGAAAAGAUCGGUUCGUGUUGUAUUUAGCGUCUUAAGCGGUGGUUGUGCUGUUCAGAUCUGUACAUUGCAUACCUGCGGAUUUCUGCCUGGAAUUCGCUUCAUAUCGGCAGAAAUGGCCAAUGCAUCAUCUGGAAUUGCUGUGGAUAAUGAUUGCAAGCUCAAGUUUCUGGAGCUGAAGAGCAAGAGAACUCAUCGUUUUAUCACAUUCAAGAUUGAUGACAAGCUAAACAUGAUUACAGUGGACAAGCUCGGUAACCCUGGUCAGACUUAUGAUGAUUUUACUGCAGCUCUUCCUGAGACAGAGUGCAGAUAUGCAGUUUAUGAUUUUGACUUCGUAACUGAGGAAAAUUGCCAGAAGAGCAAAAUAUUUUUUAUUGCAUGGUCUCCUGAUACUUCUAAGGUCCGUAACAAGAUGCUUUAUGCAAGCUCAAAGGAUAGGUUCAGGAGGGAACUUGACGGGGUCCAAUGUGAAGUCCAAGCAACAGAUGCCUCUGAGAUCGGGAUUGAGAACAUUAGGGACAAAGCACGCUAAGCUACUUAGGGUUGAAUUGUAUGCAAUUUAGGCAGAGUGCGUAUCAGAAGUUUAUAGUUACUACCUGGGGAUCGGAUUGAUUCUUGAUGUUGUAAUGUGAUGUUUUAUUUCUUGUUUUGAGUUGGACACCAUUUAUCUUAAAUAGUGACAGCAGGUUGCUGGUAGGACAAUGACAAUAUAUAUAUGUGACUAUUUUGUAAUUUCAUUUAUCCCUUGUGACUUUCUAGAUGGGGAUUAAUUGGGUUGUUUUUUGGUAGUGUUUGCCUAUGGCCAAGAAGUCCACUGCCUCUACAGUGCUUCUCUGAAGGGGUAGAUAACAAAGCCUGUCAUGUUUAUAUUAAUCGAAUUAAGUACCAUUGUGUUA